AUGACAACCCCUAUUUUGCCAGAAAAUCAGGACCUCAAUGAGGAGGCCUAUGACUCUGCCGAGGAUGAAGAUUUCGAGCUAGACGCGGCACCCGACGACUCCGACUUAUCUUCCGAUGCCGAUGAGGCCGCAGAACCCGCAAAGAAGAAACGAAAGACAGACACCCAAUCUCAAUUCCCCAAGGUUGCAGAACUCGACUCUGGAGAUGAAGCCACAAUCAGAAAAGCGAGGGAAAAGAAAGAAAAGAAGGCCAAGGGAAAGAAACCCAAGGGCAAACAUGCGCGCGAUAGCGACGAGGAUAAUGACGACAUUGACAUGGAUGACGAUGAAGGAGGAACAGGAGGAUUCGUACGAACACGCGCAAUGAAACAACAAACACAAGAAGAACAGCGCAAACCGCUGGCCGGAAUUGACGGCGCGACCGUGGAUAUAGACGCCCUUUGGGAGCAGAUGAAUGCCCCCCAAGGCCAUACCAGCUUGCAGCCACCUCAGACCCAGCAGAUACCCGAAUCCGCUCCCGAAUCCGAGCCAAUGAAUGCACAGGACCAGGGUGCCAGAGAUGCGGAACACAGAAUCGGCCAUGCCACGCACGUCGAUCAGAUGAUCAAGAUCAAGCGCACCUACAAAUUUGCCGGAGAAUGGAUCACCGAGGAGAAGGUCGUGCCCAAACACUCGGCGGAGGCUCAGGCAUUUUUGUCGGGUGGGGAGAAUGUCGAACACACCGAUGAGGAUGCCGCAGCAUCAAACGCCGCUCGUAACCUUCGGCGACCGCUUCGCAAGAUCUCGCGAUUCGACCCCAACCCGACCGGUACGAUUAAGAAGAGCUGGGAGAAGAAAGUCGUUGCUGAUGACAAGGGUGCGCGCGGACCCAAAAUCAACACCGUGGAAAAGUCAAGACUCGACUGGGCCUCGUACGUUGACUCGGCGGGUAUCAGGGACGAGCUACGCACACAUAGCAAAGCCAAGGAGGGUUAUAUCGGUCGCAUGGAUUUCUUGGGUCGUAUGGAAGACAAGAGGGAAGACGAACGGCGGGCUGCCCGGCUCAAGGGCGCAUGA
Penicillium digitatum Pd1 is the source of this 1056-nucleotide messenger RNA. RefSeq names its product putative Swr1p complex component (Swc5) (gene swc5). The record is from RefSeq and is a predicted model, not a curated record. Lineage: Eukaryota; Fungi; Ascomycota; Eurotiomycetes; Eurotiales; Aspergillaceae.